AUGGGCAAGAAUUUGUGCUACUUUGGGUUUGUAAUGUGUGAUCUCACUGCUGAUGUUGUUGUGAUUGGUGUUUUUCUUUUGCUCUCCUCUUUGUCUAAUAUAAAUCUCAAGGUUGAUGGUAGCUCUGGAGCUGUUAAUGAUGUGGCAGGCACCUUGAUGCAGAAGUUCUGGGAUUCAGCACUUGCAUUACAGCCACCUGAUGAUUAUGAUACUCAUAGUGAAAUGUCUGGAUUUAUGGCUUCUGAUGGGGUAGAGCAAUGGAAGCUUGGUAGCUAUCCAUCUCUUGGUCUUGGAAAUUCAUUUGCCUUCAAAUUUGAGGAUCUAAAGGGUCGUGUACAUCGAGUGAAUUGUGGUAAGUGGUUGAGGACAGGAUCUUUGCAAUUUCAUGAGAUCUGAAUUCCCUUUUGUACUUGGAUACUUUUUUCAUCCUAUUACAAUUGUCUUCUUU
Molecule: messenger RNA, 448 nt
Organism: Quercus robur (English oak)
Lineage: Eukaryota; Viridiplantae; Streptophyta; Magnoliopsida; Fagales; Fagaceae
Product: CBS domain-containing protein CBSCBSPB3-like
Exons: 4
Coding region: 1-396 (131 amino acids)
Source: RefSeq, a predicted model, not a curated record